Condylura cristata (star-nosed mole) is the source of this 4647-nucleotide messenger RNA. It is a transcript of the gene SUFU, whose product is annotated as suppressor of fused homolog (Drosophila). The coding region runs from base 183 to 1637 and encodes 484 amino acids. The transcript has 12 exons. Gene Ontology annotation, molecular function: transcription factor binding. Gene Ontology annotation, cellular component: cytoplasm; nucleus. Lineage: Eukaryota; Metazoa; Chordata; Mammalia; Eulipotyphla; Talpidae. The record is from RefSeq and is a predicted model, not a curated record.
UGGCCGUCUCCGCGGCGGCGACGGCCUGGGCGGACUGCGCGCUGUGCGCAGGCGCGGAGCCUGGACCUCGCUGCAGCCCCCGUCGUGUCCCGGAGUCGCACCCACAGAGUCAGCCCGCUGGCGCGUCAGUGCCUACCCCCUCGUCCGCCCUCCCGGGUUCCCCCAGUGCCCUACGCGCCCCAAUGGCGGAGCUGCGGCCUAGUUGCGCCCCCGGCCCCGCCGCGCCCCCGGCCCCUGGCUCUGCUGCCCCUCCGGCCUUCGCCUCCCUCUUCCCCCCGGGACUGCACGCCAUCUACGGAGAGUGCCGUCGCCUCUACCCCGACCAGCCGAACCCGCUCCAGGUUACCGCUAUCGUCAAGUACUGGUUGGGUGGUCCAGACCCCUUGGACUAUGUUAGCAUGUACAGGAAUUUGGGGAGCCCUUCUGCCAACAUCCCCGAGCACUGGCAUUACAUCAGCUUUGGUCUGAGUGAUCUCUAUGGCGACAGCAGAGUCCAUGAAUUUACAGGAACAGAUGGACCUAGUGGUUUUGGCUUUGAGUUAACAUUUCGUCUGAAGAGAGAAACAGGGGAGUCUGCCCCCCCAACGUGGCCAGCAGAGCUAAUGCAGGGCUUGGCCAGAUACGUGUUCCAGUCAGAGAACACCUUCUGCAGUGGGGAUCAUGUGUCUUGGCAUAGCCCUUUGGAUAACAGUGAAUCGAGAAUUCAGCACAUGCUGCUAACAGAGGACCCACAGAUGCAACCAGUGCAGACGCCCUUUGGGGUAGUUACUUUCCUGCAGAUUGUUGGUGUCUGUACUGAGGAGCUCCACGCAGCCCAGCAGUGGAAUGGGCAGGGCAUCCUGGAGCUGCUGCGAACAGUGCCCGUUGCUGGCGGCCCCUGGCUGAUAACUGACAUGCGGAGGGGAGAGACCAUAUUUGAGAUCGAUCCACACCUGCAAGAAAGAGUUGACAAAGGCAUUGAGACGGACGGCUCCAACCUGAGUGGUGUCAGUGCCAAGUGCGCCUGGGAUGACCUGAGCCGACCCCCGGAGGAUGACGAGGACAGCCGCAGCAUCUGUAUUGGCACACAGCCCCGGCGGCUGUCUGGCAAAGACACAGAGCAGAUCCGGGAGACCCUGAGGAGAGGACUUGAGAUCAACAGCAAACCUGUCCUUCCACCAAUCAACUCUCAGCGUCAGAACGGCCUCACCCAUGACCGGGCCCCGAGUCGCAAAGACAGCCUGGAAGGCGACAGCUCCGCGGCCAUUAUUCCCCACGAGCUGAUCCGAACACGACAGCUUGAGAGUGUACAUCUGAAAUUCAACCAGGAGUCAGGAGCCCUCAUUCCUCUCUGCCUCAGGGGCAGGCUCCUGCAUGGACGGCACUUUACAUAUAAAAGCAUCACAGGUGACAUGGCCAUCACCUUCGUCUCCACCGGAGUGGAAGGCGCCUUUGCCACUGAGGAGCACCCUUACGCAGCUCAUGGGCCCUGGUUACAAAUUCUGUUGACCGAAGAGUUUGUAGAGAAAAUGUUGGAGGAUUUGGAAGAUUUGACUUCUCCAGAGGAGUUCAAACUUCCCAAAGAAUACAGCUGGCCUGAAAAGAAGCUGAAAGUCUCCAUCCUACCCGACGUGGUAUUCGACAGUCCGCUGCACUAGCCUGAGCUGGGCCCUGCACGGGCCGCGGGAGAGCCCAGCUGCUCCCCAGUGACUUCCAUCACAACAACUGUGUAAGAGAUCCCACAAGUAAGAGGGCAAGAGGAUGAGCGCACAGCCACCGCACCUGCAGACACCGCACCUGCAGCCGCGGGGUGUCCUGCACAGGCCCGGCCCCACCUCGCCUGCAGCUCGGGCCUCACCUGCCGCUGGACCACGAGUGGGGAAAUGCAGACCACCCUGCCCCUCCUGCUGCUGCCAUGGGUUCUGGUUUGAGAUUGACCCUGGGCCUCUGAUGUGCCCCUAGGUGGAGACAGGCCUUGUUCUCACUGCUCCUGUCAUGCUCCUGUCAUGCAGCCUGGCAAGAAGGUGGUGUUCAGUUGUGUGCACUCCCAGCUCAACUGGGAAGCCUUUGCAGCGAGGCUCCUCUGGCCAUGGAACAGUUCCUCUGCUGGUGUUUGGUUUUCUUCCUCUCUAUUUUAUUUUGUAGAAACCGGAUGGUAUUUUAUUGCUCUUCAAAGAUGUCCAGAAGCCAUGUAUAUAAUGUUUUUUAAACAGAACUUUAUUCCCAGAUACUUUCUCAUUCUCUUAGAGGGGGGACUGGGGCUAUGUCUGCCCCUGAGCUCCCACCUGAGAAGGUGUCAGUGUUCCGCUGCCAGGACCUUGGACAAGCUGGCUUCACAGAGAGGCUUUUCUCCCCUACUGGGCCUGGUGGAACCUGGGGAAGGAGAGAGCAGAGACAUUCCUCCAUGCAAUUUAGCUAGGGCCAAGAAGGGUGCUGCUAGUUGCUAAGUGGAUUGGGCCCCCAGAGAAUUCAAGGACUGUCAAUAUUGUGGAGACUCUUCUUCUAGGACUUUUCUACCCAAUGAGGCCUACCUGGGAGAAGAUAAGGCCGAGCACCUCACAGACCAUCCCUACCAUCCAGUCAGGGUCUCAUUUGAUCUCUUUGAUCUCUUUGGUCGAUCUCUCUCUCUCUCUCUCUCUCUCUCUCUCUCUCUCUCUCUCUCUCUCUCUCUCUCUCUCUCUCAUUAUUUAUGGCCUAGCAGUCUCUCAGUUACAGAACCCUGGCGCACUAAAAAUGGAAGAAUCAACCUCUUGACAUAUCUUUCACUUUGGUUUUGUAAUCACUGCACUCUACUAUCCCCUUGCAUCCUUCAUUUCUCAUCUCAUUCCCAUUCCUUGUUCUGUCUCCUUUCUCGUGCUUCUUGGUCUCUGGCCUCCAGCAGCAUAGAUUCCAUGGUCUUCCUGCUACAUCUGAUCUUACUGUCUUGGGCUCCUCUAGGUUUUCUUUUCCAUAGCUGACCUGGAAUCAGUAGGCCCCUCCUGUUCCCUCUGUCCCCUCUAUCCUCCAAUUCUAGCAACUGCUAUUUCAACAUGACUGUCUGGGCCUUUCCAAAACAAAGUCAUUUUGUCUGUCUGGACCGUACAGGGCUCCUUACAUGCCAGGACCACCAUGGGUGCUGCAGGAGGCCCAUUGAGUGCAGGACCCCUCUGAUACAAGAUCCAGCCAACAACUGCCUCCAGGGACCACCAAAGCAGUGGCUGGGCCCUGUGGGGAGCAGGAGUUGGACUACCCAGGGGCCAGUAGGGCCUGGCCCGUCUUGCACACACUCUCAGGGCUAGCCGGGUACCAUCAAACUCAGAGCCUCAAGGCCAGUCAGCCUGCACUGUGGGAGAGACUGGCCCCGGGCGCCUCUGGCCAAGGUGCAAGCUCCUCUGGACCUGACGAGGACAGUAGCUCUGAGAACUUUUCCCAGCGGAUGUUUCCUGGCCUUCAUCUACCACAGCAUUCCUGCCUCAGAAGCUCUUCAAACAGCUCAUGGCCAGAGAAGUGCCAUCAGCUUGUGUCCUUUUCUUGCCAUCCUAACCUGCCUCUAGGAAUUCUUUUCUUUCCAGGGUCCUGCCUCCUCCCACCUGGGCUGCCUGCUAAGAGGGGUUAUUUUCUGAGCUGAACUUGGUCAUCAAAUGGGAGUUAGGAGGAAAGCAGGUGACCUCUGAGGUGAUGAACCCACCAGCAUGUCCGCCUUUCCCCACAGUGCAUUGGCCUCUGGGGGAGUGGCAGGGCAUCCCCAGGCUCUGACCAUAUUUCCUUUCCCUUUUGUGGUAGUCCCUUCCCAGAGCGUUCUCAGGGAGGGGGCUCUCCUCUGAGCUAGUUGGUGAGAGUGCGGCUGACUGUGCACCAUGCCCAGCACAGCACCUGGCAUAUGGUGGGUGCUCCCUAAACAUACACCUUUCCGUCCCUGCAGCUCUUCAGGAGCCCUGACCUCAUAGUGAAUUGGGGGUUAAAGAGCCUUCCCCCCAAAACUGCUUCUUCCAAGGACUUCCUUGAGGCUUUCCCAACCCUACCCCUACCUUCAGGUUCUUGGUGCUGAUUCUGGAGCUUCCUUUGAGAAGGAAGCCGUUGUUUGCCUCUAAAGAGGCAGACUCCUGGGACGCCUGAGGCCCAGUGUCUGUUCCAGGAGGACUGCAGACCUGCCGUUCCCCAAGGAUGUGGAGGCGCAGGUAAGGCCUCAGGACCGGGAGCCGGUGCCCCUUCCACCCUCCUUCCUCUUGCAGAGGUGUGGUGGCUUCACGGUCAGAACUGGGAAGCUUUAGGGAGUCAAAAAGGGCUGGAGCAUUUUAAAAAAGUAGACACAGGGUCUUGGGACUGGGUUUUGAGAUUGAAUUGAAAAUAGGGGCAAAACCUGACGGUCAGUGCCCCUGUGGGGCAGACCAGAGCAGAAUUCCUUUGAUUAUUUUUUUAUCUGGUUGUCUUUCCUCUCUGGCUUCCCAGUCGUGUGCCUGUAACAAGUCAGGAGCCCUGUAGAGACUCCUCCUUUUGUACAAGUACCUGAAUGCUGUAAUGAGCAGACUUUUGUAAAAUUUUAUAUUAGUUUCUGAUGUCAAUGGCGACUCAGUUCCUGGGGGCUGCAGCCAACCUGGGACUUUUGUAAGAAUUUUUGGGUGACUCACUUAGAUGUUUCCUUCUUGCCUCCUCUUCCUCUGUGUAAUCUAAGUGCAUUAAACAUAUUUG